AUGUUCAUAAAGGGUGGAAGAGCGCAUCGCCAUCUACAGAACAUACCUGAGAUUUUCACCAAUCCCGUCACACGUUUAUGGCUUCCUUCUCUGCCUCCUCAACAUGACAGUGCAAUGCGAGAAACUGUCUCCGUUCGCUGGAUGGCUGGGCUCCCACCCCGCAGAUGGGUUAAGCGAGAAUGGAAAGAGAUGAAGAAGAAGAAGAAGAAGAAGAAGAAGAAGAAGAAGAAGAAGAAGAAGACAUUGAGAGAUAGAAAGGGUAAUUGCAGAGAUGAAGAUGAGAGGUGGUCAGCUUUUCUAACAAGGACUUUUGUCAUCGUUCGAUCCCCGCCCCCUUCUACAAAACCCUCAGAGCGGGAAAGCUGA
Molecule: messenger RNA, 366 nt
Organism: Paracoccidioides brasiliensis Pb18
Exons: 1
Coding region: 1-366 (121 amino acids)
Source: RefSeq, a predicted model, not a curated record